This is a messenger RNA of Thlaspi arvense, 264 nucleotides long. Lineage: Eukaryota; Viridiplantae; Streptophyta; Magnoliopsida; Brassicales; Brassicaceae. The record is from the annotation of a GenBank genome assembly.
AUGACUUGUCUUACAACAGGAUCUCUACACUAUGUCAUUCCAAUGGGUAUCUCUGCUGCCGCGAGCACAAGGAUUGCAAACGAAUUAGGAGCCGGGAAUCCCGAGGUUGCGAGGAUGGCAGUGUUCGCUGGUGUUGCUAGGGGAAGUGGGUGGCAAAAUAUUGGAGCUUGGGAAAAUGUGGUGGCUUACUAUCUUAUUGGAGGUCCGGGCUAUGGAUCGGUGUGGUCUUUGGGUCUACGACUCAAGGAAUCAUACUGGCUAUAG